AUGUCCACAUACAAGUACUUAUUCAAAUUUAUCAUAAUUGGGGAUUCAUAUGUUGGGAAAUCAUGUCUUGUUUAGUAGUUUUUACAUGAGAGGCCUAGACAAGAGCAUGAAGCAACAGUGGGAAUUGAAUUUGGUGUUAAGGACAUCAAUCUCUCUGGCUCGAUUAUACGUCUCUCUAUAUGGGAUACUGCGGGACAGGAGACAUUUCGAUCUCUCAUUCGUGCAUACUACCGAUCUGCUAUAGGGGUGCUCCUUUGUUACGAUUGUUCUAGCACGCAAUCAUUUAAUGGAGUCGAAAAGUGGGUGCAAGAAGUGAAUGACAAUGGCAAUGAGAAUGUUGUAAUUGCACUCGUCUGCAAUAAAAUUGAUUUACAAGAUCGAUAAGUGUCAUCCGUCCAAGGGAGACAAUAUGCAGUUGACCAUGGUUUCCUCUAUGCUGAAGUUUCUGCUCUCAAUGGAGUUGGCGUUUAACAACUCUUCCGAGAUUUGUCCCUCGAAAUCAUAAGGCGAAUAGACAGUGCAGCCAUCGUCUUGGGAAAGCAUCUAUAAGGGAUUGUGAUUGGAGAGGCAAACCUGUCUCCUACAAAACAUAUAAUCACUUUGGAAUUGGAUGAGGCUCAAUAAUAGAAGAGUCAGAAGAAAAAGACCUGUUGUUGA
Messenger RNA from Paramecium tetraurelia, 657 nucleotides. RefSeq lists its product as uncharacterized. Gene Ontology annotation, molecular function: GTP binding; GTPase activity. The transcript is spliced from 5 exons. Gene Ontology annotation, cellular component: Golgi apparatus. The record is from RefSeq and is a predicted model, not a curated record. Lineage: Eukaryota; Ciliophora; Oligohymenophorea; Peniculida; Parameciidae.